UUAGACGGUUGCUCAGGGUGAACGAAGUGGAGCACUGAUAGCAUCGCACCAAACAAAUCACUCUCUCCCCCCUACAAUAACCCAGUGUCCCCUUUCCCUAACCCAUGGCGUCCAGUUCUAACAUAGACAUUGAGGGUGCGACCCAGCAUCUCCGGGAUAUCCUCAAACUCGACCGCCCCGGGAGCAGCGCCGAUUCUCAGUCAAAUGACAGCCAGAGGAAGCCGUCAUUUAAUGGAGAGCUGAACGGGUUAUUGGGAGCAGCUGGCCUUUUGGGAGCGGCCAGUGACCGGUCAUCUAUGACUGAAUCCACUGGAGCCAGUGCAGCAGACAUCACCAAUACUCAGGAGAGUCAAAUAAUAUGCCUUUCUGGUGAUGAUGGAUCCACCUGUAUUCCCAUUGUCUCCAACAAUGUAGAGAUUGUUGCCAGUCGAGACUCCAGCAUUGACAGCAAGGCUCGGGGCAGCAACAAAGUGAAGAUCCAGCCUGUUGCCAAGUAUGACUGGGAGCACAAGUAUUACUAUGGCAAGCUGAUAGCCGUGUCAAACUCCUUCUUGGCCUAUGCCAUCAGAGGAGCCAACAACCAUGCCAUGAUUCGCGUGCUGAGUGUGGGAUUUACUGAGCGCUCCCUGCUGAAGGGCUUCACUGGGGCCGUCACAGACCUGGCCUUUGCCCACCUCGACUCCUCCCUGCUGGGAUGCGUGGACGAAGCCGGCAACCUGGUGGUCUGGCAGCUCACCUGCACCGGCAGCAAGAUACUAGACCAGGUGGUGGUCCAUAUCCGACAGCCAGAGGACACUCCUCUGAACUUGCAUCGCCGUCUCAUCUGGUGCCCUUUCAUCCUGGAUGACCAUGAGGAGAACCAGGAUGACACCAGCCAGACUCUGGCCCUCCUACAUGAGGACAGGGCAGAGGUUUGGGACCUGGAGGUCCUGCGAGCCAACAACAGCAGCUGGCCUGUCGAUGCCACAGAUUUGAAGGAGGGGGUCAUCACAGUCAGAGGACACACCCAGCGUGUCAGCGAAGGUGCCCUGUCUCCAGAUGGUACUGUGUUGGCCACAGCCAGCCAUGAUGGAUACAUCAAAUUUUGGCAGAUAUACAUAGAGGGGACACAGGACCAGCCCAGGUGUCUUCAUGAAUUGCGGCCACAUGGAGGACGCCCCCUCUCCUGCCUUCUGUUUUGUGACAACCAUAAGAAGCAGGACCCUGAUGUUCCUUUCUGGCGGUUCCUAAUAACCGGAGCAGAUCAGAACCAGGAGCUGAAGAUGUGGUGUACUGUUUCCUGGACUUGCUUACAGACCAUCAGGUUCUCUCCAGACCCGUUUAACUUGUCUGUUCUGCCAAGUUUGAAGGCCAGCCUGGACCUGUCUGCCGAGUAUCUCAUCCUGAGUGACGUACAGAGGAAGGUUCUGUACGUGAUGGAGCUGAGACAGGACCAGGACAAAGGCAAGGCCAGUUUCACAGCUGUGUCAGAGUUCCUAUUGACCCACCCUGUGCUCAGCUUCGGGGUGCAGGAAGUCACCCAGAGUCGACUGAGGCACACUGAGGUCCUCCCUGCAGAGGAGGAGAGCGAGAGCAUGACCACAGAGGGCAGCCAAGGACCCAUGGAAUCCAAGUCUGGGAUCCAGAUCAAACUAUACUGCGUCCACACCAAGUCUCUGCAGGAUGUUCAGAUCUGGUUCCAGCCCAACCUUGGUUCCAACUCUGCUGUCUUCCUGCCUCAUUCUGACUCUCAGGAUGGCUUUGCAGGCUUCUCCGACCAUCUGACAGACCAAAGCUCAGACAAGGAGUCGGGGAGUGGCUCCCAGAACGACCUGAGGAAGAUCCCGUCUCUUCCCGCUCCCGCUGACUUCCUCUCCGCCUCGACCACAGGCAGUGGGGCGAUGCCCAAGCUGAUGACGCCCGAUGCUUUUAUGACCCCAAGCACUUCGGUGCCAGCUUCUCCUGGCAGCAGUGCCAGCAGUCUGACCAUCGUGACGGCCAUCAGCAGCAACUCAGACUCUACAAGCAGAGCUGUAGAGGAUGUGAGCCAGAGUCCUAACAGAGUAGAGAGCAACAACAGCAGCAGUAGUCUCACUCUCUCCACCAGCAGCCCUAGAACGGCCUCUAUUCUGCUCCCGGGACUCGAGAACCUGCAGGCUCUGGCAUCGCCCAGUGGCCCUCUCUCUCUUGACAGCUCACAGGUCCUGGACCCGCCCCUCCUUCCACCACAGGCCUCCCCAACCAGAGCCCGCUCCCCCGACGUCAUCUCCUCUGCCUCCACUGUCAUGUCUCAGGACAUGCCGGAGAUUGCCUCUCAAACCCUGCAGCUUCAGCGUGGCCUCAUCUCCAACCCAGAGCCUCUCCCCCUCUCUGCCCUCCAGACCGACAGCAUGGCCUCCGCUGCCUCCGCUUUGCACCUCCUUGCAUCGCCACGUACGCCCAACAACAGCAGCUUGUUGCCCCUGGAGCUGGGAGGUGUAGACGGGCCUGUGGGAGGGUCAGUAGAGCCUGAGGCAAGACUGAGCCACACCCCUUCUCUCUUGGAGACUGCCCUGUCGCAGGAGAACACUGCAGCGGGGGGAGGGCCCUCAGAUGGGAGUGUCAGCCACACACCAUGGCCAGCAGCACCUGAUAUCACCAGGGAAACUAGGAACAGUCUGAGGGACAAUGGACUUGGUGACUGUUCAAGAGAGGAGCUGAAGGACAGACACAUGAGUUCGCCCUACCACAGGCGCUUGUAUCACCUCUCACAGAAUGAUAGUCAAGACCCAAGUGCAGAGCAGAGUGACCAUGAUGAUGAGGUGGCCAGCCUGGCGUCUUCCUCGGGCAACUGUGGCACUCGCUCCUCUCACAGACUCCCUGUUCAAGACUGGAAGACCUCACCGCGAGGCUCACCCAAACCGAAGAGGAAGAGCAAGAAAGAGGAUGGUGAAUCCUCUCAGUCCAGACAGACGGACUCUGGUCAGAUGAAUGCAGAGGUUCAAGAGGAGUUGUUGAUGCUCCUGCGUGGCCAGCAGAGGGAGCUAGCAGAACUGCGUGGACAGAUGGAAGCCAUGCAGAGCUCCAUUAUGGCCCAGGUCGAGCACGUCAUAGCCAGUCACCAGGAGCAGGAGCAGCGCAGACUGGAGCGGCUGCUGGCAGAGAGUCAGAGUCAUCAGCAGCAACUUCAGGAGCAGCUCAGCCAGCAGCUCAGCCACACCCUAAGCUCUGCCCUAACCAACAGGAUGGACAAAGUGCUGCGGGAGGAAAUGAAGAAGACUGUCCCACCGACCAUUUCUAAGAGCCUGGAGCCAGUGACAGGUCAGCUGAGUAACACAAUUGCUGCUAAGCUGACUGCUGUGGAGGUCACCCUGAAGGACAAUGUCACCAAGGUGGUCAAAUCUAAGAACACAACAGAUGCAAUUGGGCGAGCAGCUGCAGAAGCGAUGCAGGGGCCAAUCCAAGCAGCCUAUAAAGACACGUUUCAGAGCAUCGUGCUGCCCGUUUUUGAGAGGGGGUGUCAGUCCAUGUUCCAGCAGAUCAACGACAGUUUCAAACAGGGAACGCAAGAAUAUAUCCAACAGCUUGAGGCCCACGUUAAGAACAGGAAGCAGAGAGAGCAGGAGGCACGAGACCCUGUGAUUGACCAGCUCCAGCAGAUGAUUGACAGCUUCCAGAGCUCCACUGACCAGCUGGCCAACAGUAUCACAGCCAGUAUGCGUGCCGACGUGCAGCACCAGCUUCAGAUGAUGGUGGGAAACUUACAGGAGUCUAUUCUGAGCCACGUGCAGCGUAUUGUUAAGGGCGAGGUGAGCUUGGCAAUGAAGGAGCAGCAGGCGGUGGUCACCUCUAGCAUCAUGCAGGCCAUGAGGUCUGCAGCCGGCACGCCCGUCCCCACAGCACACCUAGACUACCAGGCCCAGCAAGCCAACAUACUGCAGCUGCUACAGCAGGGCCAACUCAACCAGGCUUUUCAGCAGGCCCUGUCAGCGACAGAUCUGAACCUUGUCCUGUAUGUGUGUGAGACCAUCGACUCCCAGCAGGUGUUUGGCCAGCAUCCCUGCCCUCUGAGCCAACCUGUGCUGCUGUCACUCAUCCAGCAGCUCUCCUCCAACCUCACGACCCGAUCAGAGCUCAAGAUCAGCUACCUGGAGGAUGCAGUGAUGAACCUGGAUCAUGGCGACCCCCUGACUAGAGACCACAUGGCUGCUGUGUUAUCCCAGGUCAGACCGAAGCUCUUCUCCUUCCUGCAGCAGGACCCCCACAGCCCGCUCAGCAAGAGGGCACGGCGCCUAAUGAUGAUGCUGCAGGGCCUGGUCAACCACUAGUCCUUCAUUCAAAGUCUGGUGCAGAGGAGAGAUUUCCUCAAUGACGCUGAUCAAAGGUCGCUUUUUUUAAUGUCUCCGCUAAAAGUUAGUUUUUGGUAGCACCAGGGACAACUUCACCCCCACCCCUUCUGAGCUGUCUCUUGGUGUUCCAUCAUGAUGUGUGAUGAUGAUGUCAUUGCAGCUACCCGAGAGAUGGCGAAAACACCCAGGGAGCCUGGGCGGAAAGUAAGAAGAGGAGGAGGAACAGGAAAGGCAAUUUGAACGUGUGAGGGGGUGGGAGGGCUGGUGGCUGAAUAUGGACGAUGAGUGCUCAAAAGUGACUGAGAGCUCAAGAUUACCCCCUUGCUUCAAGAAAGUCCCUCCUGGCCUUCUGCACCACCUCAAGUCCUUUAGUCUUCCCCUCCUCCUGCCAUCUCUUCCCAUUCCUCCCACCCUCCCUGCACCAGUGAACUGCCCAGCUAGAAGGUAGAAACAACUAUUUUUGUCACCUUUUUUCCUGGACAUGCCUGCAAUGCAAGACAGCAACAGUCUGGAGGCAGAUUGUUCUCAAUUUCUACUAGAGAGACUUGUUAAGUUUACUGUAGACUCUUCCAGACCUAGGAUACUGCUCCUUGGUUCCCAGAGAGAUUUCUUCUGGUUUUCUCUCACCCUUUUAUCGGCGUCAAAGCAAAAGGCUGUCUCAGAAGAGACAGCCAGACAUGCUGAAAAUUUUUGGUUGUUCUGUCUGCCAUUCAGACAGUAUACACAUAACACCUGACACUCCUUUGAUGUCUCUUCAGACGCUUUCCAAAAAAUAUUUUGAGUGUUGGCAGAGUUGGUCAACAUGACCAGACCCGAACAGGUAACAUUGCUGUUUCUUUUUUCUUCUAUUGUAUUCCUCUAACCCAUCUGUCAUAGAAAUGUUCCGAGUCUGAUUGUGUUACUGUCAAGGUUGUGAUCCAGGAGCUACUUUUCUUGGCAGCUGAGAUGAGCAAUAUUUCUCUCUGUAAGGACAGAGAUGUGCAGAUGGGAUACAAUCGAUAUGGGAAGCACAGAGGUCUAUAAGAAACAAAAGUAUGCUAAGAAAAAAAUUAGAAAAAUUUAAAAAAAAAAUUUGGCAUUGUCAAUGUUGCUGAUGAAACAGUCCACCUCAGAAUGUCGCCUUUGAAUGGUGGCCUUAACAGAAGGCAGGAGGCCUGGAGACCAACUUCACAUGCUUGCUAGGUGCAUCUUGGGAUUCAGUCGCAUCAGGAUUAGUCAAGCUGUCUUCAGUCAACCAAGCUAAUUCUGGCAAUCACCAAGAAUGUAACAGGGCCAAAGCCAAUUCAUUUGGUAGUAUAACUCUUCUCAGUUAUUUUUUAAUAGGUUGGAGUUGUCAACAUUCCCAAUCCAAAUAUUUUUUCUGUAUUUUGAGGUGGAUCUUCACAGUGAAUUGGUUUAAUUGGAAAUGAAUUGAACUUGGUCCUGCUUUGGAAGUGUUCAGGAUGAAAAGCAGCUUGAGUUAUCAUUAUCUGCUGUCUAGCUGGCCUCCUUUUCAGAACCCAUUCAAAUGAGGGUCUCUGAAGGAUACAAAUAAGAUGAAAGGAUGAGAAAUAACUAGGAAAACACUAUUGAAAUGUAACAGAAAUGCUUUGUGUGGAUACCCAAGGCUAAAGACUAGAAUUUCUGUGAAUGAUGAAAGUUGAGCCCAGCAUCCAGGAUGGCAGCCGUCCACGUGUACAGCUGUAUACUUAAAACUGAUCAGAUCAUACCCCCAUGUUUUCUUCUAUAUGUUAGCCCCUCUUUUUAUAUAUCCUUAGUGUUUGUAAGACUUGUAUACUUGCUUGAAGACUUAUCAAAGUAGUUAUUAUCUACUAGAAAACACUUCCUACAUAUAAAUAUUGCCACUGAUUUUUUUUUUUUUUUUUUUUCAAAUCAGGUAAAUGUUUGUAAACUUGAUGUACAGUUACUUCUCCUGGGCUCUAGGGGGCAGCACUUAGUUGAACUGCAAACACAUCGAUAUUGCUUGUCAUGGUUUCUGAAUUUAUUCAGCAUUCCUGAUCUUGAACUGUUAGUUUCAAACUGCAACCAACCAUUUAAGAGCCUGUCUUUAGGUUGCAAACUUACCAUUUGUUCAUCUUUUGAAGUGUUUUGAAAUUGUAUGAUAAUCUGUGUACAGCCCAAUUACAAACAGCAUUGUUAAUUGCAGGGUGGCCACAGUGUUUUGCUGAUUGUAAAAUACUCAGCAGUUCUGUUAAUUUGGCCCUUGUGUGCUUAGAAUCUGUUAAGUUGGAUUUGUCUAGCAAGUGCCUUAUUGUACUUUAUUCAUGGAGAUUUGCUCCCAUUUGAACCUUUAGACAGCUUGUAAUUUGAGUGUCAAACAUUAACCCCAUAGCUUAUGCAGUUCCACUUAACUUUUACAAGGAUACGGGGACAUCAAAAGGUAAUUGGGGAUCUAAUGUAAGGCUCAAACAGCACAGUAGAGGAGAACAUGUAUGUUUUAGGUUUGCAAACAUUAUUGGACUACCGAGACAAGCUACUGGGACAUAUGUUUGGAUUGUCAUUUUACUACAUUGAACAUUUGAGAAAGAGAAAUGCUAUUUUGACUACUAGCAGUUUUACAGUUUCAGUUCUAGUCCCUGGUUUGUUGGUGUAGGCAAUUUUCAGUUAUAUGACAAACAGAUAAUUUACGUUGGUAUGUUUUUUUUUUUUUUUUUUUUUUUUUUUUUUUUUUUUUUGAAGUGUCUUUCCUAUGCCAAACAAUGUAAAAGGCAACCAGACCCAGACCAACUCUGCUAUUAUAGAUUCCAGCACCUUCACAAUUCCACUUGAUUUAUUUCAGACUGAUUUUCAGUGAGACCAGACUCUUCUAUGAUUUUGAGUUUUGUUGUCUUUAGCAACAGCUCUAUAGACAUGGCACUAGAUAAAUAAUCCUGUGUGGACCUCUGAGCACUGGACAGGCCCACGUGUCAGAGCAGUGUGUGUUGGGGACACGAGUUGUAUUUGUUAACACUGGCCAAUAUCACCUCCAAGGUUACACGGCUCUGAGCGACCCUGCAAGCUGCGGAGUCCACGGCCUGCAUCUGUCUUUUCAAUUUUAUAUUAGGUUCAAUAUUUGGAGGGAUGUGAAAUCAGCAUUUGUGGUCAGGUAGUCCCAUAAUAAUUAAUCUUUCAUUGUACCAAAUUAGAAAGGUCGGUUUUGUUCCUGAGCAGCUUUAUGUUUCAUCUGAAAUGGCAUUCAGGGUUCAAGACAUGCCUGAAUCCAAACAGAGGUAUUGACAAGACAAGGUCUAAGAGAGUUAAACUUUUUCUUUCGUGAUCAGGAUUCAUUCAUAAUACACAUCAAGAUAAACAAGAUCAGAAUGUCAGUUAGAAAGCUUGCACAGCAAUGCUUCAGUAUAUAUAUACAUUUCUUUUCCUAGUUUGUUGCUCAAAAUUGACUGUUUUUUUGUGUAUGCCAGACUGCCAUUAUGUUAAUUUCCCUCUGCUUGGAUGGAUGGUUAUGUUGUAUAUUUUACAAGUUAUUUUACCCUAAACAUUUUUGGAAUAAUAAAAAAGACUUGUUCAA
Molecule: messenger RNA, 7812 nt
Organism: Myripristis murdjan (pinecone soldierfish)
Lineage: Eukaryota; Metazoa; Chordata; Actinopteri; Holocentriformes; Holocentridae
Gene: edc4
Product: enhancer of mRNA decapping 4
Exons: 30
Coding region: 105-4286 (1393 amino acids)
Biological process (GO): deadenylation-independent decapping of nuclear-transcribed mRNA
Cellular component (GO): P-body
Molecular function (GO): protein binding
Source: RefSeq, a predicted model, not a curated record